Penicillium longicatenatum is the source of this 3573-nucleotide messenger RNA. It is a transcript of the gene ctpA, whose product is annotated as Cu(2+)-transporting P-type ATPase CCC2. Gene Ontology annotation, cellular component: membrane. NCBI's taxonomy places the organism in Eukaryota, Fungi, Ascomycota, Eurotiomycetes, Eurotiales, Aspergillaceae. The record is from RefSeq and is a predicted model, not a curated record. Gene Ontology annotation, biological process: monoatomic cation transport; copper ion homeostasis. Gene Ontology annotation, molecular function: P-type divalent copper transporter activity; ATP binding; copper ion binding. The transcript has a single exon. Bases 1 to 3573 code for a protein of 1190 amino acids.
AUGCCUGCCGAUCUCGCUGGCGCGGAAGAUGCAGACUCCGCCAGUCGACCACCCGUCAUGGCAACCACAACCGUCAAAGUGGAUGGCAUGACCUGCGGAGCCUGCACCUCCGCCGUCGAGGGCGCUUUCACGGACGUUGAAGGGGCUGGCGAGGUCUCUGUAAGCUUAAUUAUGGGUCGCGCUGCGAUACAACAUGAUCCGUCAAUACUGUCGCCGUCAAAAAUUGCGGAGAUGAUCGAAGACCGCGGGUUCGAUGCGGCCGUAUUAUCGACCGAAGAGCACGUGAAGAGCGUUGUGACCGAUGCGCAGGAAACACCCCGAACAUAUUCAUCGAUGACGACACUCGCGAUCGAAGGCAUGACCUGCGGCGCUUGCACUUCUGCAGUUGAAAGUGGACUGACCAACGUUGCUGGUAUCGACUCGGUCAAUGUGUCGCUGCUCUCGGAGCGAGCGGUGGUGGAACACAAUGUGGACAUAAUUAGCCCAGAACAAGUUGCGGAGAUCAUCGAGGAUCGAGGAUUCGGAGCGCGGGUGUUGGAAACCAAGGCGUCUGCGGGCCCGGACGAUGGAUCUACACUCGCCGACAUGAUAGAAGACCAGAGAGGACAUAUGGUUACAACGGUUGCGAUUGGAGGAAUGACUUGUGGCGCUUGCACCUCCAGUGUGCAGAAUGCCUUUGCCGAUGUUGACGGCGUGGUCUCGUUCAAUAUCAGUCUUCUAGCUGAGCGCGCUGUGAUCGUACAUGAUCGGUCAAUACUCACUGCCAAGGCUAUCUUGGCGAUCGUGGAUGAUGCUGGAUUUGAUGCGUCGAUCGUAUCAUCCGAGGCGCAGGAACCACUUUCGAGGAAAACCCAGCAGCUCAACCUCAGUCUCCAUGGCCUACGAGACGCGUCAUCCGCCUCUGCGCUAGAAAGAGAUCUCUCUGCCCGACCCGGAAUCAAAUUCGCUUCCAUCACCUUAUCAAACGCACAACUUAGUAUAGCCUUUGAUGCAUCUGUGAUUGGUAUUCGAUCCGUGUUCGAUGUGAUUGAGGCUGCUGGGUAUAACGCGCUGAUUACAGAUGUGGACGACACCAAUGCACAGUUGGAAUCGCUGUCUAAAACCAAGGAAAUCCAGGAGUGGCGACGGGCUUUCAUUGUCUCCGUCUCUUUUGCGGUUCCUGUAUUCUUUAUCAACAUGCUGAUUCCCAUGUAUAUGCGCUCAAUCGAUUUCGGUCGGUUCCAGCUCUUCUCGGGUCUUUAUCUGGGAGACCUGGUAUGUCUCGCUCUCACCAUCCCAGUGCAAUUCGGCAUCGGCCGCCGGUUUUAUAUCACUAGCUUCAAAUCUCUAAAGCACCGAUCUCCAACGAUGGAUGUCCUUGUCAUGCUAGGCACAUCGGCUGCCUUCUUUUACAGCUGUUUCACUAUGGCGAUGGCUAUUCUCAGCGAAGACCACAAGCGUCCGAGCACCGUUUUCGAUACCAGCACUAUGCUCAUCACGUUUAUCACCCUGGGAAGAUGGCUGGAGAAUCGCGCCAAAGGACAGACCUCUGCAGCACUCUCCCGCCUUAUGUCAUUGGCCCCAUCUAUGACUACUAUUUAUGAAGAUCCCAUCGCUGCAGAAAAGGUGGCUGAUGCUUGGGCCUCUCAGAACGCUCAGCCCGCAUUGGCCGAAGAUUCAACGGUGAACCAGAAACUCAUCCCUACGGAACUGAUUCAAGUCGGCGACAUCGUCAUUCUUCACCCAGGUGACAAGGUGUCUGCUGAUGGUAUCGUGAUCCGAGGCGAGAGUUAUGUCGAUGAGAGUAUGAUCACCGGUGAGGCUUUGCCAAUCCACAAAAGGAAAGGCAGCCAUGUCAUCGCAGGUACCGUCAACGGCACAAGCGCGGUCGAUUUUAAAGUCACCCGGACUGGCAAGGAUACCCAACUGAGCCAGAUUGUUAAAUUGGUCCAGGAUGCACAGACAAGUCGGGCCCCUAUUCAACGCAUGGCGGAUAUCGUGGCCGGCUACUUCGUUCCAACCAUUAUCUGCCUUGGUCUAAUUACAUUUUUCGGUUGGAUGUUCCUUAGCCACAUCCUGCCCAAUCCACCCAAUAUCUUCAAGUCUGAGGAUGCAGGUGGUAAGGUUAUGGUAUGUUUGAAGCUUUGUAUAUCAGUGAUUGUGUUCGCAUGUCCCUGCGCUUUGGGUCUUAGCACACCUACCGCUGUGAUGGUUGGGACUGGUGUUGGUGCCGAAAAUGGAAUUCUGGUCAAGGGUGGCGCUGUCCUCGAGGCUGCCACUAAGAUCAAUCAUGUUGUUUUCGACAAAACAGGUACAUUGACUACAGGCCGCAUGAGUGUCGCUCAUGCCCGGAUUGAACCCCAGUGGACGGUUAAUGAAUGGCGGCGUCAAUUAUGGUGGCUUCUCGUUGGUCUUUCCGAGAUGGGCAGUGAGCACCCAAUUGGACGAGCCAUUAUGUCUGAAGCCAAGACAGAAUCCGGUCAUCCUGGGGGAGACGGCCUUCCAGGAAGCAUCGGAGACUUUGAUGCAUGUGUAGGCCAGGGAAUCUCGGCAACUGUUGAACCAUCAACCUCCAUCGAGCGUACCCGCUACCAGGUCUUUUUGGGCAAUGCUGAGUUCCUACGCUCAAAAGGCAUCUCCGUGCCCGCAUCGGCAGACACUGAGUCAUCAGAGGUUGAAGACGAUUCGGAGACCCUGGGACCCAAGCCAACUGGCGCUGCAUCUGGCAUGACCCGGAUUCAUGUCGCAAUCGACAAGCAAUACGCAGGAACAAUUUCCCUUCGGGACAGUGUCAAGGAUAGCGCCGUCGCCGCGGUGGCUGCCUUGCACCGCAUGGGUAUUGCCACCUCGAUGGUUACGGGCGACACACUGUCAACAGCGAUCUCGAUCGCAACAGCCGUUGGAAUUCCGACAUCCGCGGUGCACGCCUCUGCCUCUCCAUCUGACAAACGCACCAUCAUCAACCGCCUCCAAAUGAGCGGAGAGCGAGUAGCGAUGGUCGGCGAUGGUAUCAAUGACUCUCCCGCCCUGGCCACGGCCUCUGUUGGUAUUGCCUUGGCCUCUGGCACCGACGUCGCGAUGGAAGCCGCCGACAUCGUUCUGAUGCGCCCAGAUGACCUCCUCACCGUACCAGCCAGUCUCUCCCUGUCACGCACGGUCUUCAAUCGUAUCAAGAUGAACCUUGUAUGGGCCUGUCUUUACAACGUCAUCGGACUCCCCUUCGCUAUGGGCAUCUUCCUACCAUUUACAGGGUUUAUGCUUCCGCCCAUGGCUGCUGGUGCCGCAAUGGCUAUGUCCAGCGUCUCAGUUGUUGUUAGCAGUCUCCUCCUGAAGCUCUGGCGUCGCCCGUCCUGGAUGGACAUUGACCGUCUUGAAAAGGAAGCUGGCCUCGCCUCUAUCUCCGCACCCCGUCGAAACCAUGCACGCAAAGCUAGCUGGUGGUCACCUGCUACGAUUUUAUCCCCUAGCGAUCCACGGUCAGUCCGUCGCUACGUCGGGCAUAUCAUUGCUGCACUAUGGUCUAUGAUGACCGGCAAGCAUACCGCUCGAGAUGAUGAAGGUUAUGUUCCACUACAAACCGUUGAACCUGUAUGA